ACUACCAAGAAUGCUUUUGGUUUGCACUUGAUUGAUUUUAUGUCAGAGAUUCUUAAACAGAAAGACACAGAACCAACCAACUUUAAAGUAGCUGCUGGUACUCUGGAUGCUAGCACCAAGAUCUAUGCAGUGCGUGUGGAUGCUGUCCAUGCUGAUGUAUACAGAGUCCUUGGAGGGCUAGGCAAAGAUGCACCAUCUUCAGAAGAAGUAGAGGGCUGUGGUGCAGAUGGAAGUGCUACUGAAACAGGAACAACCAAAAAGGCUCCAAAGCCAAAGAAGAAGCAUUUAUACAAAACCAUUGAGCAGAAUAUAAACAACCUCAAUGUCUCUGAAGCAGAUCGAAAAUGUGAGAUCGAUCCUAUGUUUCAGAAGACUGCAGCUUCAUUUGAUGAAUGUAGCACAGCAGGGGUAUUUCUCUCUACCAUCCACUGCCAUGACUAUAGAAGUGAGCUGCUUUUUCCUUCUGAUGUCAAGACUCUCCCCACUGGAGAACCUCUUGAGUUGCCAGAUUUAGGCUGGGUAGAAAUGACAGAUUUAAAAGGGCCCUUGCAGCAGUGUGCAGAAGAUCGCCAGAUCUGCCCUUCCCUGGCUGGAUUCCAGUUUACUAAGUGGGACAGUGAAACACAUAAUGAGUCUGUGUCAGCCCUAGUGGACAAGUUUAAGAAGAAUGACCAGGUAUUUGACAUCAAUGCCGAGAUUGAGGAGAGUGACUGUGAGGACUUGCCUGAGGGCCCCCUGGAGGAUGACUUUGAUGCCAAUGAUGAAGCUGACCACCCUGAAGCUGGGGAUCAUGAGGAGUUCAGGAGCUGGAAGGAGCCCUGCCAGGUUCAAAGCUCCCAGGAGGAAAUAAUUUCUCUUGGAGACAGAGAUAUUAGGACCAUGUGCCCUCUUCUCUCCAUGAAACCUGGAGAAUAUUCCUAUUUCAGUCCCCGGACUAUGUCGAUGUGGGCUGGCCCAGAUCACUGGCGCUUUAGGCCUCGACGCAAACAAGAUGCUCCUUCCCAAUCAGAGAACAAAAAGAAGACUACAAAGAAAGAUUUUGAAAUUGAUUUUGAAGAUGAUAUUGACUUUGAUGUAUGUUUUCGGAAAACAAAGGCUGCUACUGUUCUGGCCAAGUCCACUUUGGAGAACCAGAAUUGGAAAGCCACCACUCUUCCUACAGAUUUCCACUAUGUUGUCGAUACUCUCGUCCAGCUUCAUCUCAAACCAGGCACCAGGUUACUUAAGAUGGCCCAGAGCCAGAAGGUAGAGACUGAGCAUUAUGAAGAAAUUGAAGACUAUGAUUACAACAACCCUAAUGACACCUCCAACUUUUGCCCUGGACUACAGGCUGCUGGCAGUGAUUAUGAAGAGUCAGAUGACUUAUUUGUGGGACCAACACAAGAGAACGAUGACAAUCCUGAGGUCCAAGGAUUAGACAUCACAACAUAUGGGGAGUCAAAUCUGGUAGCUGAGCCUCAGAAGGUGAAUAAAAUUGAAAUUCAUUAUGCAAAGACUGCCAAAAAGAUGGAUAUGAAGAAGUUGAAGCAGAGCAUGUGGAGUUUGCUGACAGCAAUCUCUAGAAAGGAAGCAGAUGCAGAGGCAAACCACAGUGGAACUGGAAAAGAAGGGGCUCCAAUGGAGGUGGCUGACAAGAAGAUGCUCAGCGAGCUUGCAAAGGACCUGCAGAAAAGCCUGCCCACUGUCAUGGCUCAGAACCUCUCUAUACCUCUGGCUUUUGCCUGUCUUCUGCAUUUAGCCAAUGAAAAGAAUCUAAAGCUGGAAGGAACAGAGGACCUUUCUGAUGUUCUUGUGAGGCAAGGAGUCUGAAUUCCCUGCCGAGAAGUCAGCAGCAGGAGGCUCUUCACUUUUUCAGUGGCCGGGACAUCCCCACUCUGAGUGAAGGAAAGAUGGAGUGGGCUUGUGGCAAGGCUGUCAUCAACUAUCAAAGUGCCUUUAUGCCUGAUGCUCUUCCCUUUGUCUCCAGUGCAGUCUGGGUGCCUGCACUCUGAAGCUCUGUCCUUGACUGAUGACAGCUUUCUGUCCUAUGGUGACCACCUAGGAGUGGGGAGGGCAGAGAGGAUGAGGGUUCUAUUCUGGAUUAU
Otolemur garnettii (small-eared galago) is the source of this 2084-nucleotide messenger RNA. It is a transcript of the gene NCAPH, whose product is annotated as non-SMC condensin I complex subunit H. Gene Ontology annotation, molecular function: chromatin binding. The transcript is spliced from 15 exons. Bases 40 to 1809 code for a protein of 589 amino acids. Gene Ontology annotation, cellular component: condensin complex. Lineage: Eukaryota; Metazoa; Chordata; Mammalia; Primates; Galagidae. The record is from RefSeq and is a predicted model, not a curated record. Gene Ontology annotation, biological process: mitotic chromosome condensation.